Trypanosoma grayi is the source of this 237-nucleotide messenger RNA. RefSeq lists its product as hypothetical. The transcript has a single exon. Lineage: Eukaryota; Euglenozoa; Kinetoplastea; Trypanosomatida; Trypanosomatidae. The record is from RefSeq and is a predicted model, not a curated record. The coding region runs from base 1 to 237 and encodes 78 amino acids.
AUGAGGUUGAUCAUGAUAUUCGGCACCCGCUCCACAAUGCGGUCGGAUCCCUCGGCGUUUUGGUGCCGUGCCAACGCCACCGUCGCCUUGAGCGGCACGGGCGCGCUGCAGCUGAGGGAGUCCGCAGAGUGUACGACGAAAUCUACUCUGUCGUCAAUGACUCCCGUAAUGAUCGCCGGCCCAAACGCAUUAAAUGCCUCGCAGAGAAAUCAGACUGUUGACCCGCUUGUCAUGUGA